GGUACGCAUCCCUAGACUGUCUUUACUUAAAAAAAAACUUUAUACUAAGAUUCUUGUGUUAUUUCUUAUUUUAUGCACUUGCAGUUAUUACCGUGAAUUGCAGGGAAGGAAAAUGAAGAAGCUUUUGAUGUAGUUGAACUAUGACCUCGGCAUACUGAUAAUACUUAUUGUUCAGUUCUCGCAGAUAAUUUUACUAUCAACACGAGUAAACAAUUAAAAUAAGUUGUGUAAUUGUGAAAUAUUGUUGUGUUUGUUCCUCAUCAUGUCGCUAAAUAAACUCGUUGGCGGAGACUGCGGAGGUAAUAAUUCCCUGGUUCAAUUAACAAAUAUCGUAAGCCGCGAUGCUCCAAGUGCACAGGCUUUAUCUCAGUCUGAUAGAUUCGUCAAUGAAUUCAUGGCGCAAAAUUCUCAAAUUCCACAAACAUUUAACAUGAACGCCUUGCUUAAUAAUAUACCCGAAGUAGAAAAUACUAUGAUAAAAUCUGCACAAGUCCCUUCUACGAGUAGGUCAUCUUAUAGUUCUCAGACACAUGCACCCUGGUUAGCGGGACCUACCUCAUCUUUUAUGGCUGGUCCCAUGAUGCCAUUUCACAUGCCAUAUCAACAUAAUAUGAUGAAACCUCUAGCACCUUCAAAUGUGCAGAUACAAUAUGUGAGUGAAUCUGAACUUCAACAAACGGAUAGUGUUAAAUCAAAAGCUCAAGAGUAUGUCAAUAGUGUUAAGGAGGACGAUGAACUUGCUUAUAACCAAUUUAUGUCAUUUAUGAAAAAAAUAAGUGCAGGAGAGAUGAAUUUAGGAGAAGCAUUAGAAGCAGAACAGAAGCAAGCUGGCAAAGAUAAAAUAGUGGAAGAAAUGGCAGAGAAGUACAAAGAUGAAUGGGCUAAACUGAGUGAUGUCAAUGAUUAUUGGAAUAGCGAGACAGCAAAUGGUAUUUCAAAAGAAUAUACUUUCACUGAAGGCAAUGUAAUGUUGGAGAAUAGAAGUGCCUUAGAAAUAGGUAAAGAAAGAUUAAAGAUGGGGGAUGUACCAGGAGCAGUGCUAUGCUUUGAAGCAGCAGCACAGCAGCAGCCUGAUUUGGCAGAAGCAUGGUUCCUAUUAGGGACCACACAAGCGGAGAAUGAACAGGACCCUUUGGCUAUAACUGCUUUAAAAAAGUCAUUGGAAUUAGAUCCAAGACAACUAGAAGGCUAUAUCACUUUAGCUGCUGCUUAUACUAAUGAGAAUAUGGAUAAAUAUGCAUACACAACUUUGAUUGACUGGCUGAAGGCCAGUCCCAAAUAUAGUGAUUUAAUUCCUCAAGAUAUAAAUCCUCAGAAUAUGAACCUUAAGGAGUUGGAGGCAUAUGUGUCAUCCCUGUAUCUAAAAGCAGUGCAAUUAAAUCCUUCAGAAGUUGAUCCUAAUGUACAAAAUGCUCUGGGAGUUAUUUUUAAUAUAAACCAUCAAUAUGAUAAAGCUGUGGAUUGUUUUAAAGCAGCACUAAUGGUAUCAUCUGAUAAUGCUAAACUUUGGAAUAGGCUUGGUGCUACACUAGCCAACAGUGACAAGUCAGAGGAAGCUGUUGAUGCUUAUCAUGAAGCUUUAAAUUUGGAGCCAGGCUUCAUAAGAGCUAGAUACAAUGUUGGCAUUACUUGUAUGAACUUAAAAGCUUAUAAACAAGCAGCAGAACAUUUCUUAGUUGCAUUAAAUCAACAAUUCAAGGCAAAAGGAAUGUUUCCAAAUGAGUCAUCAGUGGACAAUAGCUCUUCAACUAUUUGGACUACACUGAGAAUGGUUUGCUCCUACAUGGGGGAACAUGAUGUUGCCAAAUUAGUUGAUGAAAGAAACUUAUCAGAACUUAAUAAAUUCUUUGAAAUAGAAUCUUAGCUUAACCUGUAAAAUCUAGAUUAAUUUUGAUAAGCCUUAUCAAAUUGUGAUAUGUAUGAGGUAAUGGACAUCAUAAAGUUAUUUUUAUAUGUUUUUUUGUAUUUAAUGUUGAUACUGUUUACUGGCAUUUAUGGUUUGUUAAUGAGUUAAACGAUGGGUAAAAACUA
Messenger RNA from Pararge aegeria (speckled wood butterfly), 2031 nucleotides. RefSeq names its product peroxisomal targeting signal 1 receptor (gene Pex5). Gene Ontology annotation, cellular component: peroxisomal membrane; cytosol. The transcript has a single exon. Bases 263 to 1864 code for a protein of 533 amino acids. Gene Ontology annotation, biological process: protein import into peroxisome matrix, docking. Gene Ontology annotation, molecular function: protein binding. The record is from RefSeq and is a predicted model, not a curated record. Lineage: Eukaryota; Metazoa; Arthropoda; Insecta; Lepidoptera; Nymphalidae.